GCGGCGGCGAGCAGGGGGGGGGGACCCCGGCGGGAUGAGGCGGGCGCGGUGCUGAGGCGGCCCCGGUGCGGGAGCGGGGACGCGUCAUGACCUCGGCGCGGGAGGCGGCCGGUUCCCCCCCGUUGCACCCCCCGGGCGGCGGGCGGCGGCGGAGCGCCCUGGACCAGCUCCCGCCGCCCGCCAACUCCAACAAGCCGCUGACCCCCUUCGGCAUCGAGGACAUCCUGGGGCGGCCCCGCGGCGGGAGCCCCCCCGGGCCCGGCCCCGCCGCGCCCCCCGCCCGGCUCCCCGAGAAGGCGCCGGGGCCCCGCGGCGGCGGCUGCGCCCCGUCCUCGCCGCUCUGCGCGCUGGAGGAACUCGCCAGCAAAACCUUCCAGGGGCUGGAGCUGGGCGUGCUGCAGGCGGCCGAAGGUCGGGAGCCGCUGGGGGCCCUGGGGCAGCGCCCGCCCUGCAAGAAGAGGCGCAAGUCGCGGACGGCGUUCACCAACCAGCAGAUCUACGAGCUGGAGCAGCGGUUCCUGCGGCAGAAGUACCUGUCCCCAGCGGACCGGGACCAGCUGGCGGCCCGGCUGGCGCUCAGCACGGCCCAGGUCAUCACCUGGUUCCAGAACCGCCGCGCCAAGCUCAAGCGGGACCUGGAGGAGCUCCGGGCCGACGUGGCCUCGCUGCAGGCGCUGCCCCCCGCCGCCCUUCAGCAGCUGGCGGCUCUGCCCGACCCCCCCCCCACGCGCGCACACUCAUGA
Messenger RNA from Tyto alba (common barn owl), 743 nucleotides. Its product is annotated as transcription factor LBX2-like. Bases 87 to 743 code for a protein of 218 amino acids. Gene Ontology annotation, molecular function: DNA-binding transcription factor activity, RNA polymerase II-specific; DNA binding. Gene Ontology annotation, biological process: regulation of DNA-templated transcription. The record is from RefSeq and is a predicted model, not a curated record. The transcript has 3 exons. NCBI's taxonomy places the organism in Eukaryota, Metazoa, Chordata, Aves, Strigiformes, Tytonidae.